Molecule: messenger RNA, 288 nt
Organism: Helianthus annuus (common sunflower)
Lineage: Eukaryota; Viridiplantae; Streptophyta; Magnoliopsida; Asterales; Asteraceae
Product: leucine-rich repeat extensin-like protein 5
Exons: 1
Coding region: 1-288 (95 amino acids)
Source: RefSeq, a predicted model, not a curated record
AUGGCACCAUUCAAGUUCUUCUUCUUGUCUUUCCUCUUUGCACUCUCACUUUCCGACACCGGUAAGGUCCUCGCCGACGGCCCUCCACCCAACUUUCCGAUACCCGGUUACCUCCCUCUCCCUCUCCCACCUCCUAGCCCUCCAAUGUUAACACCGCCACAAAAUUCACCACCACGGCGACCACUACCAUCGUACAUUCCAAUCCCUCCAUCACCACCUCAAUUUGUGACACCUUCGGCCGCUGCCAAGAAGCCCAUCGGGCUUCCUCGUGCCGCUAAUAGGCCCUAG